Messenger RNA from Mizuhopecten yessoensis (Yesso scallop), 2520 nucleotides. RefSeq lists its product as uncharacterized. The record is from RefSeq and is a predicted model, not a curated record. The transcript has 19 exons. NCBI's taxonomy places the organism in Eukaryota, Metazoa, Mollusca, Bivalvia, Pectinida, Pectinidae. Bases 372 to 1769 code for a protein of 465 amino acids.
CAGUAGUUACGGGUAUUUUGCACGGAACAUUCCAUAUAUAUGAUGAUCUAGGCAAGAAGUUUGUACAAAAUACUUAAGCAAUCUGUCACCACGUGACAACAUUAUGCUAUAUAAGGUUCCGGAUCGUCUGCUGGAUAACCAAACUACUCGGUAGUGAAGCGGACGUAAAACGUAUCAAGUAAUCGUGGCAUGCGUUUGUAGUCUAAUACUGACCGUCAAGAUUGUAUUAGAGGACUUAUAACCUGUCAGUUUACUCUGUCAACAAUACUAUACCGCGGAUAGUGUUAUAUCCUGUUACCUCUUGGACUAAUGUGGAAUUUUGCUUUUCAAACGGAUAUGUUGCCUUUGUAGUCGGACAAAAUUUGCCUUCAAUGAAAAUGACGGAUAGGACUAUCGGGUUGAAAAUCAUAAUUGUUGCAAUGGUCCUCUUACAAUCAGCCACAUCCGACGUUAAAAAUGAAUCAGUAAUGAAAGAAGGAGCAGAUCCUAACAUGGUCCUCUUACAAUCAGCCACAUCUGAGUUAAAGAGUGAGUCACUAAUGAAAGAAGGAGCAGAUCCUAACAUGUAUGGAUCUGAUCGGAAGCUCGCACUUGGGUGCCUACGAUUUGGCUAUAUUUUUACCUUCAACAUUGUACAGAGGACGUGCUAUAAGAUAAAAGCUAUAUUUCAAACAGAAUAUUUGGACGGAAUUUUAUCAUACGGUCACUUAGAGGAUAUCAAACUCAAGUACCAAACACACCAAACACAUCAACAGAUUCCAAUGGCAUCUUGUUGCGGAACAGACAACAGUCAAUUAGUCAGAAUUCUGAAGAUGAUUGUUCAAGAGAACAAAAGGAUACUUGGCGGAAUGAGGAUGCCGCCUUUGCUACAGGAGAAUGAGGAUAUCAAACUCAAGUACCAAACACACCAAACACAUCAACAGAUUCCAAUGGCAUCUUGUUGCGGAACAGACAACAGUCAAUUAGUCAGAAUUCUGAAGAUGAUUGUUCAAGAGAACAAAAGGAUACUUGGCGGAAUGAGGAUGCCGCCUUUGCUACAGGAGAAUGAGGAUAUCAAACUCAAGUACCAAACACACCAAACACAUCAACAGAUUCCAAUGGCAUCUUGUUGCGGAACAGACAACAGUCAAUUAGUCAGAAUUCUGAAGAUGAUUGUUCAAGAGAACAAAAGGAUACUUGGCGGAAUGAGGAUGCCGCCUUUGCUACAGGAGAAUGAGGAUAUCAAACUCAAGUACCAAACACACCAAACACAUCAACAGAUUCCAAUGGCAUCUUGUUGCGGAACAGACAACAGUCAAUUAGUCAGAAUUCUGAAGAUGAUUGUUCAAGAGAACAAAAGGAUACUUGGCGGAAUGAGGAUGCCGCCUUUGCUACAGGAGAAUGAGGAGGACAAAAACAAGUACCAAACACAUCAACAGAUUUCAAUUACAUGUUGUUGCGGAAUAGACCAAAAUCAUCUAGUCAGAAUUCCGAGGAUGAGUGUUCAAAAGGGAACGUAUAUGGGCGAAAGUCGUUACUGUAAUCUUUUACGACGAAGAGUCCCAAGAGUGUUUGAUUUAAAGAUCCCCCCGGGGACAUCAUUACAUAUCAAAAGAUACAAUGAUGUAGACAGCAGGCAGAUAACGAUUUCGGGCGUCACGACACUUCACAGCGUUCUAUUGACGGCGACUUUGAUCUUUGCUAUCAGCUUUGAGCACUACAAAGCAAAACUUUUUGUGAGUCAAGAUGGCGACUGGGGUUGCCGCUACAGUGGACUCAUCAUUACGUAACAUUACAUGUUUUCUUAUUGGGAAGUUGCAAUAUAACGCAACCUCCGAUAACGGCGAUAAUAAAAUAGGAUGUAAAACUACAAAAAUAAGCUGGAAGGAGCGGCCGACAUUUUGGCCUAAAGACAUUUGUUUUGUCAAUCCAAACAUGAAUCUGACAACAGCAGAGAAAUGGUCAAUGCUUUUCGCAGCUAUAUCGUGCCUUCAUAAAAAAGGCAUAGAUAAAGUCUUAUCAACAAGUGAAAAAAAAGCGUUUCGUGUCGAAAUGAUGGCAUUAGAAAGCAGUAACUUAGACAUCAUAAACCAAUGUCAUAGCCUCCGCGAACUCAUGAAACUUGAUCUGACAUGUUUGGAAUAUCCUUUGAUGAAGGAAAUAUUUCAAGAAAGAUUGCGUUCCUAUGGAUUUACCUUAGUGGAAAUGUCCUCUGGUCUGGAAUGUAACCGACUCCCUAGUGUAUACGACGACCUUGAAAAGAAAUGUAGAACUGGACAACGGCCAGAUUUUCUAAAGAAGUUAAAGUCGUUCCGCUCUAUGGAGUCAUUAGAUGCGGAAGUCGCCCUUACUGUAGCUAGGGAGUGCUUGGAACAUAAAUCAACAAGAACAAAGAGGCAAGGUUCGAGUCCGGGACCACGUGACAACAAUAAAAAGGCGAAAACCUCUCAAAACAGUUCACAGAAUGCAGGGAAGCAAGCAACCGGGACUACUGUACCGUCUUUAAUGAUACAAACGACCGCGUCGGCAAUACCUUACCCA